This is a messenger RNA of Linnemannia hyalina, 1974 nucleotides long. The record is from the annotation of a GenBank genome assembly. NCBI's taxonomy places the organism in Eukaryota, Fungi, Mortierellomycota, Mortierellomycetes, Mortierellales, Mortierellaceae.
AUGACUUACGUACCAACCCCCGCCAGGCCUAACGAUACCCCUGGCUACCCUACCAAGCCGCCAACAGGAACUCACCCGAGCAACAACAGCAUAAAUUUCGUCGACGAACCCACCCUCGAAGGACUGUCUAUCCAGGGAGCUCGAGGCUCACCAGCCCCAUACCCACCACUGCCACCAGCACAAACGAAUCCGCAGCCGACGCAACAGCAUCAAUACCAACAAUACCAACAGUACCAUCAGCAGCAGCAGCAGUCGCCACCAUCAUCCAUCCCUCAGUACCAGUACCAUGGCCAGCAUCAGCAACAAUACCCAUCAUUGCAGCAACAGCAGCAGCAGUACCAACAAUACCAGCAACAACAGGCAUUCCAGCCUCCUCAGCAGCAGCAAUACUACCAACAACAGCAGCAGCAACAACAUCAACAACAACAGUUUCAGCAGCAGCAGCAGCAGCAGUAUAAUCAAAAGCAGGAGUUUCAUCAAAAGGAAGAAUAUCAGGAGGUUUCAGGUCGCAGGUCGGCUGACAGUGGAGUAACUAGAGCGUCUCUUCCUGUGACGACCACCACCACCACUAUCUCGGCCAACGGCGACCAAACCCACUCGGUAGCAUUCUCAGAUUCUCAACUUCGUCAAGCAAGGCAACAACAGCAACAACAGCAAAACCUUGCACCAUCACCACAGCCACAACAACAGCAGCAACAACAGUGGGAUAGUAACAUGGCCCGGAAGCGCACCUCACAGAUCCCAGCAGCAGCGGCUCCAAACGUCUUGGCUCAAGCCCAACAUCGAGAGGCCGAGGCCGAUGCCAACAUCCAAAAAGCCAUUGAACUGCAUGAGAACAACCAGUUGGAAGAAGCUACCAAGUAUUUCCGUCUUGCUGCUCAGAGCGAAAACCCUGUUGGUCAGCUCAUGUAUGGUCUUUCUCUCCGUCAUGGAUGGGGCUGUCAACCAAACCCAAAGGAUGCUAUUUUCUACCUGCAGCGGGCAGCAGAGUAUGCAAUGGGAGAACUCAAGGAGUUGAGCCCUAGCAGCUCGGCCAACAUUCGUGCGAUCCAGUCUCAUCCCAGUAUGCGUGGAUACGCCGCACGUGCGGAACAACGACAACAGCAACAACAGCCAUUGAAGCGUAUGGGAACCAUUGAAAGAAAGUCGGCCAUGUUGGGGGCGCGCAAGGAGUUGGUCAUGGCGUUGUAUGAGCUUGGGAUGUCGUUUUUGAAGGGCUGGGGUGUUAGCAAGGAUAAGGUUGUUGCCUUUCACUACUUCAAGCUUGCUGCCGACCUGGGUGACCCAGAUUCGCAGAAUGAGACGGCGCUGUGUUUCAUGGAGGGCGUGGGCGUAGAAAAGAACGCCUUCGAGGCCGCAAGGUACUACCGCCUCGCAUCUGACCAAGGAGCCUCUCAACUGGGAAACUCCUGGAUCUGGAAACCUAAAUACGAUCAAUACUGUGAACAACAUGCAGCCGCCACUGCUGCAGAGUCUGCUGCCAGGAAAGCUGCCAUUCAGAAUGGUGGAAGUGCAGCUGUGCCUGUGCCGCCCAUUGUCCCGCCGCCUAUUACUACGGGAGGACUUUCGCCUACCAAUGGAGGAGGGUUCUCGAGCUCGUUGGCUUCGGUCAAGAAGCAUUUGCAUAGGAAGAGCUUUGGAGCUACUCCUACACCACCCUCGGGUGGUGGGCCGGCUACUGCACCCUUGGGUGGACUUGGUGCUGCUUCUUCUGGUACGACUGCAGGUAAUAUGGACAAGGCAGAGCCUUCCAGGAAGGGACGGUACAACUUGGCGGGUGAUCUGAUCUCGUCCAGUCAGUUGGAUCUCCGGAUCAAGCAAGCUGAGCAGUUGACACACGCGACUGUUGGACCUAUUCUCUCCGCUGACGCAAAUGGCAAUGGACAGCAGGGCCACGGGGAUGGGAGGAAGAAGCAUCAUCGGUGGAGUAUCUGGCAUACCGGCAACCGCCAUCAUCGGACUUCUUCUGAUUAG